This is a messenger RNA of Phascolarctos cinereus (koala), 5145 nucleotides long. RefSeq names its product glutamate ionotropic receptor delta type subunit 1 (gene GRID1). NCBI's taxonomy places the organism in Eukaryota, Metazoa, Chordata, Mammalia, Diprotodontia, Phascolarctidae. The record is from RefSeq and is a predicted model, not a curated record. Gene Ontology annotation, biological process: monoatomic ion transport. Gene Ontology annotation, molecular function: ligand-gated monoatomic ion channel activity; signaling receptor activity. Gene Ontology annotation, cellular component: membrane.
GGGGGGGGGACGUCCUCCGCAGUUCGCUGUUUGCUGGGGCUCUCAGACACACACCGAGAGCCGAGGAGCCGCCGCAGCCGCCGCCACCGCCGGGAGCCUACCCGGCCCUCCUGCCUUCCUCUGCCUGCCGCCGCCGCCACCUCCUCCUGCCCCGGGAGCCACCCCCCAUUCCCCCUCCUACCGGCCUCUCUCCAGUGCCCAGCUCUUCGGCGCUCGUCUUCCCGGCUCCUGGGCUCUAGGCUCUGCCGCGCUGCCUCGGGCUCUCGGACCCCUGGCUCGGGGUUGCUGGCCGGGCUGAGCGGGCUGAGCGGGCGGGCUCCCGGGGUUCUCCGGGUGCCUCCUCCCCCAGUCCCUUCCCGGCCCUCCCCAGCUCUCUCCUUCCCGAUCGGCCCCCUCCCCCCAACCCUGGGUCUCGCCCCGAGCCCGGGCUGAUGUGCAGCACGCGAAGGGGGACAUGGAAGUGUUGACGCUGUGGCUUCUCCCUUGGAUAUUUCAGUGCGUUUCGGUGCGGGCGGACUCCAUCAUCCACAUCGGUGCCAUAUUUGAGGAGAAUGCAGCUAAGGAUGAUGAGGUUUUCCAACUGGCUGUGUCAGACCUCAGCCUCAAUGAUGACAUUCUGCAGAGUGAGAAGAUCACCUAUUCCAUCAAGUUCAUAGAAGCCAAUAACCCCUUCCAGGCAGUGCAGGAAGCCUGCGACCUGAUGACACAGGGCAUCCUGGCCUUAGUUACGUCCACAGGCUGUGCAUCUGCCAAUGCCCUGCAGUCGCUCACAGAUGCCAUGCACAUCCCGCACCUCUUUGUCCAACGUAACCCUGGGGGCUCCCCCCGAACAGCAUGCCACCUGAACCCCAGCCCAGAAGGGGAGGAGUACACACUGGCUUCACGUCCACCUGUUCGCCUCAAUGAUGUCAUGCUCAAGCUGGUCACAGAGCUACGGUGGCAGAAAUUCAUUGUGUUCUAUGACAGCGAUUAUGAUAUCCGUGGGUUGCAGAGCUUUCUGGACCAGGCCUCCAGAUUGGGGCUUGAUGUAUCUUUACAAAAGGUGGACAGGAAUAUCAGCCGGGUAUUCACCAGCCUCUUUACCACCAUGAAGACUGAGGAACUAAAUCGCUACCGGGAUACCCUACGUCGGGCAAUCCUGCUGCUUAGUCCUCAUGGGGCCCAGACAUUCAUCAAUGAGGCAGUGGAAACCAACCUGGCUUCUAAGGACAGUCACUGGGUGUUUGUUAAUGAGGAAAUCAGUGACCCAGAAAUACUGGAGCUUGUGCACAGUGCACUGGGAAGAAUGACUGUGGUCCGGCAGAUCUUUCCAUCAGCAAAGGAUAACCAGAAGUGCACAAGGAACAACCAUCGCAUCUCCUCGCUGCUCUGUGAUCCGCAGGAAGGCUAUCUCCAAAUGUUGCAGGUGUCUAACCUCUACCUGUACGACAGUGUGUUGAUGCUGGCAAAUGCCUUCCACAGAAAGCUGGAAGAUAGGAAGUGGCAUAGCAUGGCAAGCCUGAACUGCAUGCGAAAGUCCACCAAACCUUGGAAUGGGGGCCGAUCCAUGCUCGACACUAUCAAGAAGGGCCACAUCACUGGCCUCACAGGGGUGAUGGAGUUCCGAGAAGACAGCUCCAAUCCCUAUGUCCAGUUUGAAAUUCUCGGCACCACUUACAGCGAGACUUUUGGCAAAGACAUGCGCAAGCUGGCGACUUGGGACUCAGAGAAAGGUCUGAAUGGCAGCCUGCAGGAGAGGCACACAGGCAGUCACCUCCAUGGACUGACACUCAAAGUGGUGACUGUCUUGGAAGAACCUUUUGUGAUGGUGGCAGAGAAUAUACUUGGACAGCCCAAGCGCUAUAAAGGCUUUUCCAUUGAUGUUCUGGAUGCCUUGGCCAAGGCCUUAGGAUUCAAGUAUGAGAUUUAUCAAGCUCCUGAUGGCAAAUAUGGUCACCAGCUCCAUAACACCUCCUGGAAUGGGAUGAUUGGGGAACUCAUCAAUAAGAGAGCAGACAUGGCAAUCUCAGCCAUCACCAUUACACCAGAGCGGGAGAGUGUCGUAGACUUCAGCAAACGGUACAUGGAUUAUUCAGUGGGGAUUCUCAUCAAGAAGCCAGAAGAGAAAAUCAACAUUUUCUCUCUCUUUGCUCCUUUUGACUUCGCUGUUUGGGCCUGCAUUGCAGCAGCCAUCCCUGUGGUUGGUGUCUUGAUAUUUGUACUGAACAGAAUACAGGCCGUCAGGUUGCAGAACUCUUCACAGUCUAGUCCAUCAGCAUCCUCCACCCUUCACAGUGCCAUAUGGAUUGUCUAUGGAGCCUUUGUACAGCAAGGUGGAGAAUCACCCACGAACUCCAUGGCCAUGCGCAUUGUCAUGGGGAGCUGGUGGCUUUUCACCCUGAUUGUCUGCUCAUCUUAUACAGCAAACCUUGCUGCCUUUCUCACAGUGUCACGGAUGGAUAACCCAAUAAGAACAUUUCAGGAUCUGUCCAAACAAAUGGAUAUAUCUUAUGGCACAGUCAGAGACUCAGCUGUAUAUGAAUACUUUAGAGCCAAGGGGACCAAUCCCUUGGAACAGGACAGCACAUUUGCUGAGCUUUGGAAGACCAUCAGCAAGAACAAUGGGGCUGAUAACUGUGUCUCCAAUCCUUCUGAAGGCAUCAGGAAGGCAAAGAAAGGAAAUUAUGCAUUUCUGUGGGAUGUUGCCGUGGUGGAAUAUGCAGCCCUGACAGAUGAUGAUUGCUCAGUGACCGUCAUUGGCAACAGUAUCAGCAGUAAGGGCUAUGGCAUAGCACUUCAGCAUGGCAGCCCCUACAGGGACCUCUUUUCUCAGAGGAUCCUGGAGCUACAGGAUACUGGUGACUUGGAUGUUCUCAAACAAAAAUGGUGGCCACGUAUGGGUCGCUGUGACCUGAAUAGUCACACAAGUGCUCAGACAGAUGGCAAGUCCCUGAAACUACACAGUUUUGCUGGCGUGUUCUGCAUCCUUGCUGUGGGCCUUCUCCUUGCAUGCCUGGUGGCAGCCCUGGAACUAUGGUGGAACAGCAACCGCUGCCAUCAGGAAACACCAAAAGAGGACAAAGAAGUGAAUUUGGAACAAGUACAUAGACGUAUGAACAGCUUAAUUGAUGAAGAUAUAGCUCACAAGCAGAUUUCUCCUGCAUCCAUUGAAAUCUCAGCCCUGGAGAUCGGCGGCAUGCCGCCCAGCCAGACCUUGGAGCCGGUUCGCGAGUACCAGAACACUCAACUCUCGGUCACCACCUUCUUGCCUGAACAGAGCAGUCACGCGGCCAGUCGGACACUAUCAGCAGCAGCAGGCAGCAAUCUGCCCCUGCCUCUCAGCAGCUCAGCAACCAUGCCCUCAAUACAGUGCAAACACAGAUCUCCCAACGGGGGACUGUUUCGUCAGAGCCCCGUGAAGACCCCUAUCCCCAUGUCAUUCCAGUCCGUGCCUGGGGGCGUCAUUCCAGAGGCUAUGGAAACUUCCCAUGGAACAUCCAUAUGAUUGACACCCACCCACCCUUCUGCCCACCCACCCAACCAGCAGAGCUUUUUAAUACAACUAAAAACAAACAGAAACACACACACACACACACACACACACACACACACACACACACAAAAGACUCACGUUUUUCUUGUACAUACCUGUAAAUAAUGAGAGAAUGAAGUGGGGUAAAAGUGUAUUUUGAAUAUUCCCAAUUUUCGAAGUCAGUAAAAAAAAGAAAAAAAAAAGAAAAAACACAAAAACAAGAAGUGUAUGAAUGAAUUUGUAAAUUUUGUUCUAUAUGAAUAAAAAGGCAAACCACUUGUGAUCAUUCUGAAGUGCCAAAGAAGCCCUGUUCCUGGGCCUGAGGGCAAGAAGCAAUUGUUGGGACCCCAUUCCCUUUUGGAGGGCAUCAUGGGUUCCCAUGCCCUUUGUGAGAGCCCACAGGUAUUUGCUGCUGAUUGUAAAGUGCCCCUUUGGCAUCUGCAUCCCCUCUCCUCCGAAUCUUUCCUCUCUUGGCCUGUACUGUUAGCCUGACCUUCUAAGUUUUGGAGAAAAUCUGCAAAAUUGACAUCGCCAAUCUCUGUUUCAUUAAAAGAAAAAGAAAGAAAAAACAAAGUAACAGUGGGAUAGAGGGAGUAGAUAGGAUAUUGGUGACAAAGCUCCUGAACUAUCUUUACUUUUCCUAUUAGGAAAUACCCUGCUGGUCACCGUGGUUCCCCACAUUUCAUACUAUGUGACUAACUUGGAUUUCUGUAUGCUCCCCUCAACCUUCGUUUGAGUUGAAACAAAACAGGAAGAAAUGAGGUCUGGGAAAUUGAUGCAGUACUCACUCUGAUGGGGAAGGGUAGUUGGGGUGGGCAUUGUGUCUGGUUGAGAUCAGGCAUGGUCACAGAUGCUGUGAGCACAGACAUAGAUGGGAGAGUUGUUGACACAGAUGAGGACCUAGAGAAGGGGAUACUUCAGUCCCUAAGUGUGAAUUGGGUGAAAUCUUGGCCUGCCGUGGAGGCUACUGGUGUACAGUAGCUCCAAUCCCAUAAAGCAAAUGCUUGUACAAUUCAAAGAUUUAGAAGAUGUGCCAUUCCACUCCUGUGACCAUUAAGUCACCAAAUGGUAAGGUUUGAAUUUAUACAGAACUGGUGCUGCUUGCUACCUCUUCCCGUUUGAUCUAUUCUAGACUAAACUCAUUAACGUAUCUCAAUAUAAAGGCAAGUCAGCAGGAAAAUGCUAUCCCUUGCAGCUAGAGCAGCCCAAUUGCUGAGGGAAGGGGAAAAAUAACAACAACAAAAAGGUAGCCAUUGAAGUUCUUGAACCAAGACAGGAGACAAACAUCAUUAGGAGCUGAAUUAUUCAAGUAAUCUUGGAAUGUAUCACUUCAGCUCCUCUCCUUUUGCAGAUGGCUGCAUUUCUUUUUAUUAACCUAACAGUUUGGAAAAUGCCAUGCAUCUCCAUCUCUAUGGAGCAAAGUCAUGCAUUCAGUAACAGAAACAAGAUGAACAAAGCCUAGAUGACUCCCUUAAGUUCCCUCACACACACAUACACACACACACACACACACACACACACACACAAAUUAUAAUCAGACCAGCUUUGACCUAGAGGGUUGAGUAAGGAGAGGAGAGGAGAGAGUAUAGGGUUGUGUUCGUGGAGAAAUAAAAAGUCACAUCAAUCACCUUGUC